Molecule: messenger RNA, 1095 nt
Organism: Saccoglossus kowalevskii
Lineage: Eukaryota; Metazoa; Hemichordata; Enteropneusta; Harrimaniidae
Product: 5-hydroxytryptamine receptor 6-like
Biological process (GO): positive regulation of MAPK cascade; adenylate cyclase-activating adrenergic receptor signaling pathway
Cellular component (GO): plasma membrane
Molecular function (GO): G protein-coupled receptor activity
Source: RefSeq, a predicted model, not a curated record
AUGGAUACCGUCUGGAAUGACUCAGGCAACGCAACUAGACAAUCUGACAAUAGUCGAGUGGCAAAGGAAGUCCUCGUAGGAUUAGUGUUAUCUUUGAUAAUAGCAGCAACUAUUUUCGGAAACACGAUUGUCCUGAUUGCUGUGUGUAAGCAGAAGACACUGCAUACUAUUUCAAACUACUUCCUGGUUUCCCUUGCCAUGGCGGAUCUGUUAGUCGGUAUUGUUGUGAUGCCUCCCGCUAUGCUGUUAAAGGUGUUCAGAUCAUGGCUACUUGGAGCGACGUUUUGUUCGCUGUGGACCUCCUUGAAUUUAAUGCUGACCAACGCGUCUAUUUUAAGUCUAUGUAUAAUUAGCAUAGAUCGGUAUCUGCUAAUUACACAACCCCUCAAGUAUAAACAGAAAAUGACACCACUGCGGGCGCUGAUACUGAUCGUUUCCACGUGGAUAUUCGCAAUAUUGACUUCUUUUUUGCCGAUUCAGUUGCAAUGGUACAGUCAGUCGUCAGUGCCGUCGACAUCGCUGUGUAGCUUCGGCAUGUCGCGAACUUACGCCUUGUUGGCCAGUAUAUUACUCUUCUUCUCCCCACUUGCGCUGAUCUUGUACACAUAUGGGCACAUUUUCAAGGCGGCCCGGGAACAAGCACUGCGUAUUGCUACUGCACCAGCAGUAACGGAAAAACAAAUAGACGAAACGUGGAUAUCAAAGUUCAGACAGAAGCAAGACAAUGUGAAAGGAAAAAAAGCAAUGAAAACCCUGGGUAUUAUUGUGAGCGCAUUUUUAAUCACGUGGUUACCUUAUCAUAUAUUAUUGCUCAUUCAAGCAAUUACCCAGCAAAUGCAGCCUGAUUUGCAUACAUCAUUAGCAUGGCUUGGCUUUUGCAACUCACUAAUUAAUCCUAUCAUAUAUCCAAUGUUGAUUAAAGAUUUCCGAACAAUUUUUAUAAAGUUUUUUAAACGGGAGAAACAUGUGACCAGGGCUAUAUUGUCAUCUACUAUGAAGGCGACGCUAAGUGUAGUGUAUGAUUGUAAACUGGAAAUAAUAGACCCAGAACAUAGCGCACUUCAUUCGUUAUUUGCUAAUAAUGAAGAUAUUUAG